Molecule: messenger RNA, 622 nt
Organism: Beta vulgaris subsp. vulgaris (sugar beet)
Lineage: Eukaryota; Viridiplantae; Streptophyta; Magnoliopsida; Caryophyllales; Amaranthaceae
Product: protein MAIN-LIKE 2-like
Exons: 3
Coding region: 206-622 (138 amino acids)
Biological process (GO): meristem development; meristem maintenance
Source: RefSeq, a predicted model, not a curated record
UGUUAUUGGUCGAGGCGAGGGUAACUGGGCUGCAUUAGUUUUCGAGUUGUUAGGGAUUUGGCCCAACACACCGGAGAACGAGCCCAAAGUUCUCCAGGGUUCGUCUUUGAGAUUGACAUGGCUUCGGCAACAUUUUUUCUUGUUGCCGAAUGAUGCUGAUGAGGUGACUGUACAGCGAUUUGCCCGGGCUUACAUUCUUGCAUUGAUGGGGUCCAUUCUUUUUGCCGACAAGAGUGGAGAUGCAGUCCAGGUUCUUUAUCUCCCGCUUUUAGCUGAUCUCGACGUAGCAGGGACAUAUAGUUGGGGUAGUGCGACCCUUGCAUACCUGUAUCGGCAGCUAUGUCGGGCAUCACAUAGGGGUGCGAGGGAGUUAGGUGGCCCUGUGUUGUUGUUACAGAUUUGGGCAUGGGAGCACAUACACAUUGGCAGACCUCGGAUUUCGAGGGUGCGGGACCCACCUCCACAGUUUGACGAGGCCGUUCCUAUUUUAGGCUCCCAGCAUGUUCCGGGGAUUGACCCCUUAGCUGUCAGUUGGCUUCGAGUACACAUCACUAGGUCCCACACAGCAGGUGGGUUCCUUACUACAGGGAUGCACUUGACCAUCAGACGGACGAGCAGAUGA